Linderina pennispora is the source of this 1811-nucleotide messenger RNA. RefSeq lists its product as uncharacterized. The transcript has a single exon. The coding region runs from base 109 to 1782 and encodes 557 amino acids. The record is from RefSeq and is a predicted model, not a curated record. NCBI's taxonomy places the organism in Eukaryota, Fungi, Kickxellomycota, Kickxellomycetes, Kickxellales, Kickxellaceae.
UCUGCUCCAGUCUUAUUUCUUCCUAUAUCCCCGGAUCAUUGUCCAUAGUUUUCUCCUUGCUUCAGCUUUGCUUUUCAUUCCAAACCUUACUAUCAUACUUCUCUUGCCAUGGAGCCCACGGUUCAGCACCUUCCCAUUCCUGUAUUGGAACGUGUCAUUUAUUAUCUUACUCCUGAAAAAUCUAUAAAUGUUGGUCAGCAUUAUCAGAAUUCCGUAUAUGAGGCUAUUAUGCCGGUUUCUCAUGUUUGCCAGUCAUGGCGGCAAGUCUCUCUCUGCCAUGCAUUCCGGUAUGUCCACGUAGGGACUCACACUAAACCAACUCUCAAAUUGGCUCAGACGCUGAAGGUCUGUGACCUGAUCAAGGGAGUCACGAUAAAACUUCAGACGAACAGCAUAUUCCACACUCCAAGUGCUGCUCUGUUAAGACGACAUAUAGCAAGUGAUCUUUCAUUCCCAAGCAUCAAAAGUCUCACUUUCAUCUUUGCUGGAAAUAUUUACUGGGCGAAAGGCGCACUGGCCAAACUACGUUCUCGUCAAUUCAGUAACGAGUUACUCCGCAUAUUUCCAUCCAUUACCCACAUUGGAGUGGAGCACAACUGGGAUCUCUUAAGCGAUAAUCUUCCUUCUCAUAUAGUCAAUCUCUUGAAACGUCUACUCGCCGGAAGAACCGCAAUAACUACUGACGGAUAUUGUCUGGCCGAUGCACUUCCAUUCCCUCCAACCCCGGUCCCGCUGCAAAGCUUGGCCACGAGUGGGUGUGGUAAGAUGACAAAUGUGUUCACUCUUAUCCGCAAAAACUCGCAGUCAUUGCAAAGACUCCACCUUGACCUGAGCGCGUCCGUCCUGAUCAGACGCGUGGUGACCAACAGCGACGGUUCAGCAGUUGUGUACCCUCAGCUUCAUAUCAUUCGCCUAACUACUAUGGACAAGUCCUGGAAUGUCGCUCCCCGUCCUUCAUUUGAUGGAGUGCCAUUCCCGGUGCUGAGAUCUUUGACUAUCCAUGGGCGCUAUCCGGUUUCUGACGACUCUAUUCUGCGCGGAUCGGAGGACUCACUUACGUUCUUGGACUUGCAUUUGUGGGAUAGUACUAUCGACAUUCUCGGCGCGGCCGGUUUGCUUGAUGAGGGGCGAUAUAUGGUGCUUGAGUCUGUGAGACUUACAAAUUCAUCCACUGGGUCCAACAUGAUUACUGAGGAUCGCGCUUCUCUUGUACUUGGUGCUUUCCACCGGACGCCAAUGAUAGAGUUUAGCGACGGCUUUCAGUUUGGAUAUACCAUUCUUCAACCAUAUAUCAGCGGCUUGGCCCAGGGUGUUCGUGAUCUAAAGAUCCCUGGAGUAAGGUGCACUUUUGAUGAGAUCCUCCAUUUAAUCGAGUCUCUGCCCUUCAUCAGGAGCCUCGCCGUGACCUGUCGCCGAAGUGCUGCUCUGGCAGAUAUGACGGAUAUUCCAGCUGUGGUUGAAUCUGUGGCACAAGUGGGCUUGACGAAAAAUGACGCUGUCGGUAUCAUUGCUCAUGUUUGCCAGGCUAUGGGCAGAACUAGCAGCCCAAUUCUACCUGAACCUCCUAUCUCCCAAACACUCCAAAACAUCUCUGUUCGUCCAGACCACAGUGGAGGACAUGUUCAGGCUGCAUGGCUGACAACCAUUCUAGCGUUGCGGUGCCCAACAAUCCGCAUUUUUCGCUCGUUCUUCACCGAAGACUUUGACAUAGCCCGCGCUGACCUUGUGCGAGACAAGCACUUUGCUGAGCUUGCUGCUCGUUUGAGCACCGACAGCAACUAGGCUUUUGGAGUUCUUUACUUCUUAUCAUC